This is a messenger RNA of Amorphotheca resinae ATCC 22711, 888 nucleotides long. RefSeq lists its product as hypothetical. The record is from RefSeq and is a predicted model, not a curated record. NCBI's taxonomy places the organism in Eukaryota, Fungi, Ascomycota, Leotiomycetes, Helotiales, Amorphothecaceae. The transcript is spliced from 2 exons. Bases 1 to 888 code for a protein of 295 amino acids. Gene Ontology annotation, cellular component: membrane; trans-Golgi network. Gene Ontology annotation, biological process: endoplasmic reticulum to Golgi vesicle-mediated transport; vesicle fusion with Golgi apparatus.
AUGUCCCAGUUUUUUCAACAGCCGCCUAACCAACCAUACGGCGCCUCGGCGCAAAACCUUCAAUUCUACCCUUCAUCAUACACAUCCCCUUCGGUUCCCGACCACGCGACACCUCAGCAAGCAGCAUAUGGAUAUGGGGCGCCAGCGGUAAGCCCGGCCUAUCCAGGGUCUGGGGGGUUUAACUCGGGAUUUGGAGCUCCGCCUGGGCUCAGUGGACGGAUGGGCGAGCAGGGAGGAUUGCGAACGGGAUGGUUGGCUGCUUUUGGCACCGAGGGGUAUGAUGGGGAACCGCCGCUGCUGGAGGAGUUGGGUGUUAAUUUUGGGCAUAUCCAAGCCAAAACAUUAGCGGUGCUCAAUCCCCUGGCGCGAAUAGACCAACACAUAAUGGACGAUUCCGACCUCGCAGGCCCCGUCCUCUUCUUCCUUCUCUUUGGAACCUUUCUUUUAUUAUCGGGCAAAGUCCACUUUGGAUAUAUCUACGGUCUGGCCCUCCUGGGCACCGCCGCGCUCCACUGGAUCCUCGCUCUCAUGUCUCCCGCGCCCUCCUCCGACCCCUCUUCCUCCUCAGCAAUCCACGACCACCAUUCACCCAACUCCGCUUCCCCGAGUCUAUCCUCGACUCUGACAUUCCCGCGCAGCGCGUCCGUCCUCGGCUACUGCCUCUUACCCCUGGUCCUGACGAGUCUGGUGGGGAUUGUGGUGCCGAUGGAUGGAAUGCUGGGCUAUGUGUUGACGAGUCUCGCCAUCAUUUGGUGUACGUACAGUAGUUCGGGCAUGUUUUGUGCGGUGGGGAGGAUGAGGGCCAUGAGGGGCCUGGUGGCCUAUCCAUUGGCUUUGUUCUAUGGUUGUUUUGGACUUAUGGAGAUCUUCUCUAGCAGGGGUGCUUAA